AGAGGUGGUUCACGGCCCCCGGCGUGCGGAGGAUCCGGCUGAAGGAGGGAAGCGUGAGGGGCUCCCUCUUCCUGCCGCCGGAUAUGGAUCCAAAGUCCCCUGCACAAAAAGGCCAGCACAACAGAGACCGAACUUUGACCAGAUGUGUAGCCAGCGUUGUGGAUUUUCCAUCCCUGAGCUGUGGCUGUUGUGACAGAUCCUGCCUUAGAGGAUGAGCUGGAUUUCUGCAGAGUUCAGUGGGAAUCCCAAGCUCUGCAAGAUGGAAAUGUGUUUGAAAGUCUGGUGGUGUAAUAGGGUGGAAAAGUCUGUAAUCAAUGCUUAAGCAAUACUGGUGUCCUUCUUGAGGGAGGAUCUGGCUACGGCAUUGCUGCUGUGCCUUUGUUUUCUCCAGAGGUGGAAAAACCUUAAUCUGAUUGAGAUAGGAAUCUUAAACGUGAAGGGUUCUUAGUUACAGUGGGAUGGUGUGAACGGGCCUAAGCUGUGAUUUUAAUAGGAGAGAGAUUUCUCAGUUCAGAGUUACAGGGGUGGGGUUGAUUUGCUUGGUUCUUUUUAAGCAGCAGCAAAGGUGUCUAGCCCAUUUUAUCCUGCUUUUCAGUGAGCUCUGCAGAAGCUGUACACUUGAGCAUAUGUUUCUGCUUGGGAAGGCGGUCUGGGAUCCUUGUUGAAGUUCAGGGUUGUCUUCAUGAGAGAGAAACGUUCAUGCUUGACUGUGUUCUGACCACGUGUUCAUGCUGGAGAGCCUUCUGAGUAGGGGUGAUUAAGGAAAGAAUUCUAGGCUGGCUGCUGUUAAGUAAAGGGUCUUGGUGGUCACAGCAUGAUGAUAGAUUUAUCCAGACAGACAUAUUUUCUCUCAAGUAGAACGUUGAACUUCUCUGAACGAUUUCAGAACUGAAAGGAAAAGAACCCUAAAGCAUGUUUCCAUCCUUUUCUGACCUCCUGAGGCUUGAAGUUAGGAGACUUCCACCACCUAGCAUAUCUUCUCCAGAACUUCCUUCUCUCAAGCACCUUGAAACACCAGAGGUCUUUUCUUCAUUGCAGAUUUGCAGGAGAUGGCCCCUUUCCGGGAGUGAUUGACAUGUACGGCGAUGAAGGAGGUUUGAUUGAAUUUAGAUCCAGUCUCCUGGCUACUCGUGGGUUUGCUGCUCUUUCCCUGCCAUAUUUUGACUUUGAAGAUCUGCCUAAGGUCAUGAAAGAACUCAAACUGGAGUACUUUGAGGAGGCAGCUAGAUUCCUACAGCGUCACCCGAAGGUGAAGGGACCAGGCAUUGGAGUGAUUGGGACUGGGAAAGGGGCAGAACUAGCACUCUCCAUGAUCACCUUCCUGCCAGAAGUAGUGGCUGCUGUCUCCAUCUCCGGCUGCAGCUCAAACACAGUUGCAGAUCUGCAUUACGGCGAGAUGACUCUGCCUGGGCUGCGUUUUGAUACAAACAAGGUCAGUGUUUCUGACGCUGGUGUAUUUGACAUCUUUGAAGCUCUGGAUGACCCAACGAAUCCUGCAAAUUCCCACUGCACGAUCCCCAUUGAAAAAGCAGAAGGUCACUUUCUCUUAGUGGUAGGGGAAGACGAUCGUCUGUGGAAGAGCUCUUUGUAUGCUGAGCUGGCAAUUGGGCGUCUACGCCAGCACGGGAAAGGAAACUUUGAACUGCUGAGUUAUCCAGGAGCAGGUCACCGAAUCGAUCCUCCUUCUACUCCCUUCUGUCAGGCAAAAGCAACAACUAUCAAGGAAGCUCUAGCCAAAUGGGAAGAAAAAAAUGGCCAGAAGGCUUCAGAGGCAAAAGAGGUGAAACUGUAUGGUCAGAUUCCUCCUGUAGAGAGGAUGGAUGAAUCCCUCUCCACACUUGUCAACUGCGAGAAACUAUCGCUGUCUACAAACUGCAUUGAAAGGAUCGCCAACUUGAACAGCCUAAAAAACUUGAGGAUUCUGUCUUUGGGAAGAAAUAACAUAAAGAACUUGAAUGGAUUGGAAGCAGUUGCAGAGACUUUAGAGGAGCUGUGGAUCUCGUACAACUUCAUUGAGAAACUGAGAGGCAUCCGUGUAAUGAAGAAGUUGAAGGUUCUUUAUAUGUCAAAUAAUCUGGUGAAGGACUGGGCAGAGUUUGUGAGACUGGCAGAGCUGCCAUUACUAGAGGAUCUGGUGUUUGUAGGCAAUCCACUACAAGAGAAGUACGCCUCUGAUCAGAAGAACAAUUGGAUCGAAGAAGCAACCAAACGGGUACCAAAGCUGAAAAAGCUGGAUGGUAUCCUAGUUAUUAAACAAGAAGAUGAAGAAGAAGGAGCAAACUGAUGACACUUUGUUGUUGGGUAUUUAUUUAAGUUAUAAAUAUCAGAGUCCUGAUAUCUCAACACACAGAACUUUUAUAUGAAAUGUUUGUUUUGAAGAAAAUCUUUGGGCAGUGUUUUUGAAAGACCAGCUCGUCUCCACACCUCUCACCCAAAGAGUUACCUACCAAAACCUGGACACACCAAGUUGGUCAAGCUGAUGACAUCUUCUCCAGAGAUGAGUGGAGCUGGGUGUAUCUGCUGUUUGCUAGCAAAAAUUGUUUACCUAAACUAACAUGUAGCUACUUUUAAUCCUCGAUUAGUGGUGCUUGUUGUUCACUCUUGGAUUAUAAAAGAACCAUUUUAGCUUGUUAAGUGCAACUGGCCAUCAUCAUCCUUAGAAACACUGAGGCUAAAAGAAGAGUGUUGUGGGUUAGAGACAUAUUCCAGGCCUUGUUGUGUUUCAUUUUUGUCAUUGGAACCCCUCAAUACUUUAAGUGUGUGAGUUUGCCUUUUCACCCACUCACCUGUGAUGCCAAACAGGCCCAGUAGCUGUGGACCUACGCACAAAAAAAAGGUCUGAUGAUUGCUUCUUACUGGCCUUAAGUUCUGAAUUGAGCUUCUUGCCUUGGAACUCAACUGCAUUGCUUAGAAGGCCACUUAAUAGUUGUUUCUUUGAAAGAGGCAAUGGGAAUUCCUUGCAUGGUUUCAAUGAGACUGAAGUAUCAGCUAGCUUUUGGGAUUGGGUGGUUUUGUUGUCUUAGUAAGAAGUUAUUUUAGGUUGGAAUGUGUGGCCUGUUAGCCUACAGCUGGUUCCUAGUUCUGUUUUGGGUCACUGGUGCAUAUAAUCCUUCUCAGCUCCAGAAAUUUCCUGUAACUAAGUAGGCUGAUGCUAAUAGAGAAGGUAACAGUGAACAGAGGAGAGAAAAUGUGGGGUUUGGGGAUACUUGUCUUUUAUGAAAGCACAGAUGUAAGCAGUGAGAGAAAGUGUGUACAGUUAGUGAGGGAGGUGAGAUGAGAUGGAAAGUGGAUAUUGGGGGGGAAAAAAGGUAUCAAAGAUGUAUUAGAUGUGGUAUAUUGCAGGGUAACCAGGUUGAGCUUUAGUAAAGCCCCUUUAUGUGACAGGUAGCUAUUUUUAUUGCAAAAGCAUUAAACAAUGAUGAAGACAUUCCCAAGUGUACUGGUGGAUGCAAAAAGUGGGGGUUUUAAUUCUUCUCUUCAGAGAAUAGAUCAAGGCACCUGAGCAGAUUUUGCUGCAGCUUGUUUUGGGUUUUUUUGUUUGGGCUUUUGAGAAAAGCUUUUCUUCUAAUUGAUGGUACCAUCUUGGUGUGCCUGCUGCUUCCAGACCAGGCACAGAAGGGAUGGAGGCAGAAUGCCAUUCUGAAUAGUUUGGGAAGGUGUGGCAGGAGCUGAAAUCUUGGAAGUCAGGGUCAGAGCUAAAAAGGUAGAGUUGGCCCAGGUAACAGUGGUGUUGAUCUCAAGCCCCAAGUGUAAUUGUAGUAGAAGGCUUUCUCUCUCUAAGUGAAAGGUGUGAUGCAGAUUGCAAGACAAUCACAGCUGGCUUUCAGUGUUUUGCUACUUGUUCUGAUUGUUAGAGGAAUUCUUAAGCAUUCCAACUUAAAUUGGCACCUUAAAAUAAGUCCAAGGUCAAGAGAGCAGUGGCAAAAACUGUGGACAUUCUUCACCUAGCAAACUAGUUCCAGGCCUGACCAGGACACAGUUUCUUGGUUCACUGGCUUUAUCUUACAGGCAACUUUGUGUGUAAUUUCUUUUAGAAUCCUUCUCCCAGCCUUAUCAUCCAAGCUGUUCACUUUAACUUCUGCCAACCACUUCUGGCAGAGCGGAGGGUGCUGGGGCAGCAGGUAGCUGAUGGCACACCCAGCCUCUCCUGGCCCCAGCUGAUGCCAUGGGGAAAGAGGGGAUUGGCCUCUGCCCUUGAUAACUGUAAUUAAAGUGUGGGUAAUGGGAGGCAGAGCUUGACUGGAGCAAAACCUGACUUCUGAAUAUUGCUAAUAAAUGGAAAUGCCAAAUUGAUGUAUCUCUGAAUAGACCAUGCAGUGCUCUUGUCCUAGCACUUAGCCACAGAGACCAGCUCUGAGGCUGGUCUCUCCAAGCACAAAGUCUGCUGGUGUGGUAGGCAGGGGUGAGGUUAGCUCCUCAAAGGAAAAGUGGCAGGAGGGAGCCUGAGCAGUGGGCACACACACAGUCCAAUGCCAAGUCAUCCUGCUGGUGGGUUUGUUCAUGUCUAAAUAUGGUCUGAGUCUGUCCAUUUCUGAAGGGUGUGUUAGGUACAGCAAAUACUCUACACUUUGCCUAUUUUGGGGCAUUCUGAGAGCAGAACAGAAAGUGUUCUGAUGAUGUGUUGAUGAUUGGAAUGAAACACGUCUCCAUUGACAAGAUGUGAGGGAGUAAGAGCAGUUGCUGUGACCAACACAGGCCAUACCUGUGGGAAUCUGGCUGAGAACUAGUGCAGUUGUUGGCAGAGCUGUGUGUAACAUGUGGCCUGCUCCCUUCAGCAGAUUUAAGAGCACAAAUCCUCUAGCUCUUUUUUACAGGCUGCAUUAUAAAUACCACCAAAAAAGAAAACAGCUCCCUAUUGAAGGGAGCACAAUUAUAACAGCAGUAAGGGACACUUAGAAGAUUUACCUCACCUUUCACCCUUCAUGCUAUGGUAAAUUAACAUAGAAUUUGAAACCUUUCUGAUUAAAACCUGUAGGUCAAUCUCAAUGAAACAAUGCAAUAAACAGAAGGAACAAAUUGUGGCUCUCAGUUGUCGGGAGAUGCUUGAGCCCAAAGCUGGCUGAAAGGCUCAGCUCAAUGCUGCUUUGCCUGAUGGGUCACCACUACUCUGAAGGAUAAAUUAACCCCCACUGAACUUUUUCCCCUCCAAAAUAAGUAACAUUUAAAAUUUGCACUUUAAAGUGAUGCACUGGAGGUGGUGGAAGACAUGGAGAGGUGGUGGAGUGAAAGCAGCUGAUGUGUGUAUUGAUGGUGCUACAGCAGGUCACAGAUAAGCUGCUGGGGAAGCUUGGCCUGUGCACACCCCACUAAGGCGCCUCUGGCAGUGGUGGUUGGGGCCCUUCCUUCCCCAUUGCACCACAUCCAAUCAAGCAGGAAGCCUGUGAUUAUUCGUGGCUGAAAAGAGCAGCCAGGUACAAUGUGCAAGCCAUGUGGAACUCUGCUUUUCCCAGAGGGAGGGUGGGGGAUUGGCAUCCACUUCAUUCCUUAGAGAAAUUGCCUAAAAUUGCAUUACUGAUAGGAAAGAGCUAGAGUUUUUUACUUGCUUGUGAGUGCACUGACCUCUCUUCAAAGAGCUGAUGUAUGCAGUGAUUAUAUUGAGAGCUGUUGGGAAAAAAAUGUGAGAAGAGACCUGAGAACCAGCAGAUGACUCUCAGGUUACACUAGAAGUAGACUCAUCCAGAACAAUCUUCAAGCAAGAGAGCACUUUUAACAUCCCCUUUGGCUAUCUUUUGUAUACAGUCAUUUUGUAGCAUGACCAAGCUGUUAACCUUGCUGUGUUUAAGUUAUUUAGGCCCAUGUUUAUAAAUGUUAUGCUGUGAAACUUGUUUAAAAAUAAGAUAAAUGUUAUUUUAUAUGAGUGUCUUUUGGCUGUUGUGUAAUGAAAUAGUUCAGCUUGUGGAGAGCAUUCAGAAGUUAAACCUUUGUCCUCAUGAAACUUUCCCCAGCUUCUCAGGGAGCAAUUUCUAGUAUGUAAAUGUUGUUCCUUAUUGCCUCUCUAUUUCAGGAUAGAAAAUAACUUAAGACUUGAAGAAUGCUGAUAUAUUGUGAUUGUUGUCAUCUGAUACAUAAAUAUUUUUCAGUCUUUUAA
Colius striatus (speckled mousebird) is the source of this 6088-nucleotide messenger RNA. RefSeq names its product dynein axonemal light chain 1 (gene DNAL1). NCBI's taxonomy places the organism in Eukaryota, Metazoa, Chordata, Aves, Coliiformes, Coliidae. Gene Ontology annotation, cellular component: cytoplasm; peroxisome. Bases 1076 to 2284 code for a protein of 402 amino acids. The record is from RefSeq and is a predicted model, not a curated record. The transcript is spliced from 11 exons. Gene Ontology annotation, molecular function: fatty acyl-CoA hydrolase activity; protein kinase binding. Gene Ontology annotation, biological process: fatty acid metabolic process; acyl-CoA metabolic process.